Lolium rigidum is the source of this 807-nucleotide messenger RNA. RefSeq lists its product as uncharacterized. The record is from RefSeq and is a predicted model, not a curated record. The coding region runs from base 1 to 807 and encodes 268 amino acids. Lineage: Eukaryota; Viridiplantae; Streptophyta; Magnoliopsida; Poales; Poaceae. The transcript is spliced from 4 exons.
AUGGUGAAAAUCGCUCCGCCAUCGCCAGCGCCGCCACCUUCCUGGCCGCGCGCCGCUGCGAAGGUCAGAAUGAGGCGACAUGGACAGGGGCAAUACGGUGAUGCAGACAACUAUCCCAUGACGUCUGCCCAGUUGCAUCACUACCAGCCACAGCAAAGGGUUCAACAGCUCCCUGAUACUAGUUACCCUGGAAGAGAUCCUGGGCAGGCUGCUGGGGACAACCAGUAUACCGCCCAGAAGCCGAGACAGAGCCAAUGGGAUAAAGGUGGACCGAAUAUCCCGAAUCAGAUUUCACCGUAUGCAUAUAAUGAGGGUCAAGGUGCUGAGGGUACACGAUCCUUUUACGAUGGACAAAAAUCUGAUAUGAAGGUUGGUCUGGAAAAGCAACCAAGAAAGGAAUUGAGGGACCAGCCUCGUACUGAUAAGAUUGAAGCAAGGCAUCAAGAUCAUAAUCUUCCUAGCACAUUUGAAGGUCUAGAGCAGAAUUUUCGUGAAGACAUCGUGCUCCUAUGCAAGGAACUACAUGAUGCAGAGGAUGCUGAAAAUACUAGGCACAGGGAGGUACGUUUAAAGUAUUUUGCAUCAUUCUGCCUUGUUCUUCCUACCUGCCAAGAGUACACUAAUUGGACUAGCAGGUCAUUUCUUUUUCCUGAAAUCAAUCAUCGAUAUGUCCUACUACUGACAGGAAGUCCUUAUCCAUAUCAUGAGAGGACUUAUAGCAUAUGCUUUUUACUGUUUGAUUUCCCCCUAUUAGUCAACUGUAGCCUUUGGGUAACAAUUGCACAGGUGAAUGCUGGAAACAGAUAG